Malurus melanocephalus (red-backed fairy wren) is the source of this 807-nucleotide messenger RNA. RefSeq names its product NAD(P)(+)--arginine ADP-ribosyltransferase 2-like. Lineage: Eukaryota; Metazoa; Chordata; Aves; Passeriformes; Maluridae. The transcript is spliced from 2 exons. Gene Ontology annotation, molecular function: NAD+ poly-ADP-ribosyltransferase activity; NAD+-protein-arginine ADP-ribosyltransferase activity. The coding region runs from base 1 to 807 and encodes 268 amino acids. The record is from RefSeq and is a predicted model, not a curated record.
AUGRCCCCCCUGGCUCAGAYCCUGGCACUGCUGGCAAUGACCAYGGCCACUGUGGCCAUCAAGGUGGUGCCCAUGGACAUGGCCCCGMAYUCMUUCGAUGACCAGUACUGGGGCUGCCGUGACAAAAUGACYGCGGYGUURCCGGCCYUGMACCGMYCWGAGCUCCAGCAGAACUCUCUGUUCGCCCAGSCCGUGGAYRAGUGGCAGAAGCGCGGGUCCACUGSUCUGUCCCCAGCCCAAGCCUCCACUGCCGUGGUCUACUCCAUAGAUUACCUCUACUGGGAGUUGAAAGCGGCCGGACGCUCCCACCAGGAACACCAGGACAACUUCCACUUCAAAUCCUUGCUUUUCCUGCUGCCUGACGSCCUGGGCACACUGAGGAUCACCUGGGGACUGCAAUGUCACCACGUGUUCUGGGGGUUGCAUGGGGUUCGGUUUGAGGUAUGGCCCGGCCAGAGGGUCCGGUUAACUCACAUUGAUGUCACUGAGCAAAGAGAUCUACCAGAGAUUCGGGAUGGACACGAUGUUCAGGUGACCACCAGGCACGGCAUGGACAUACAGGAUUUCUCCUACAAUAAAAGCCACAAGGAGGUGCUGAUCCCACCCUUCAAGACCUUUGAGGUCACCGAGGUCACCCGGGAAGGGGACAAGGUGCGGAUUUUGCUCCGCUUCACUGGGAUGCACAGCAACUACAACUGCGAAUGGCUGCGAGGUGGGGGGCAUUGCCAAGGACCGUCCCYGGUCCCCCACCUCAGAGGGCUCCUCUUGGCCACUGCAACCCUGACAGUGGCCACCGGGACCCUCUGA